Molecule: messenger RNA, 762 nt
Organism: Bactrocera tryoni
Lineage: Eukaryota; Metazoa; Arthropoda; Insecta; Diptera; Tephritidae
Gene: Arl2
Product: ADP-ribosylation factor-like protein 2
Exons: 3
Coding region: 106-660 (184 amino acids)
Biological process (GO): protein folding
Cellular component (GO): microtubule cytoskeleton; cytoplasm
Molecular function (GO): GTP binding; GTPase activity
Source: RefSeq, a predicted model, not a curated record
AAUUCGAAUUUAGCAAUUGUCAAAAAAUUUAUAAACAAAAAUUUACAAGUUUCAAGUGCAUAUGAAAAUUUAAAUAAAUAUUGUGUGAUAUAUUUGCAGUUAAAAAUGGGUUUCCUUUCAGUUUUGAAGAAAAUGCGGCAGAAAGAAAAGGAGAUGCGUAUACUUCUAUUAGGACUAGACAAUGCCGGUAAAACAACCAUAUUAAAGAGAUUUAACGGUGAAUCAAUCGACACAAUCUCCCCAACGCUGGGAUUCAAUAUUAAAACUUUGGAACACAAUGGAUAUAUGCUGAAUCUCUGGGAUGUGGGUGGACAGAAAUCGCUUCGUUCAUACUGGCGAAAUUACUUCGAAUCUACUGACGGUCUGGUAUGGGUGGUAGACAGCGCAGAUCGUAUGCGCCUUGAAUCAUGUAAACAAGAAUUGAGAGUUUUACUACAAGAGGAACGCCUUGCUGGGGCUACACUGCUUGUGUUAGCAAACAAACAGGAUUUACCUGGAGCACUUAGCGCAAAUGAUAUUAAAGAUGUUCUUGAGCUUGACGACAUAACUACACACCAUUGGUUAGUUGUGGGUGUGAGUGCCGUAACUGGAGAAAAACUCUUAGGAGCUAUGGAUUGGCUUAUAGAUGAUAUUGCUAAGCGCAUAUUUACCUUAGAUUAAUGAUCACAUAAUGAGAAAGGAACAUUCAAUUUUAGUAUUAUUCGGCUUCUUAAUAUUUAGCACUUAUUUUUCUAAUAAAUAUAAUUUGUAUAGUUGCUCCUC